CGGCGGCGGCGGCGGCGGCGGCGGCACCGGGCGAGGCGGCGAGAGCGCGGCGGCGCGUUUCCGAGUCCCCGUCGCGGGCAGGGGCGGCCGGCUGGGAAGGGCCGGCCAUGGCGGAGCCGAGCCCCGAAGAUCCACCUCCGAGCCUCAAAGCGGAGACGCAGCCUCCAGAGAAGCGGCAACGGACCAUUGAGGACUUCAACAAAUUCUGCAGCUUCGUCCUCGCCUAUGCCGGCUACAUCCCUUCUUCUAAAGAGGAAAACGACUGGAUGCCCUCCGGAUCCAACUCCCCCAUCCGACCCGAGAGCGUGGUGGACAGUGACGGCUGGGAGUCCACGCAGUCAGACCUGCACACCAUUGAGACUUUUGUGAAGAAGGCCAAGUCGUCUAAGAAGAAAGCGGCCUUCCGGCGCCUGAAGUCUGACAGCUCGCUGCUGGAGAAAAUGAAACUCAAGGACUCCCUUUUCGACUUGGACCCCGUCGGCAAGCAGCCGCCACCCCUGGCAGGACCCAAAGCGGCCACGGACAAGAAGAAGGACAAGCGGAACCGGAAGGCCGCCCUGGAAGCCGGGGGCACCAAGCGGAACCGGAGCGACCCGGUGGGGGAGAAGCGCGCGCGGAUCAAAAAGAGCAAGAAGCGGAAGUUGAAACGGGCUGAGCGCUGUGAGAAGUCGCACAAGGCUUCCGUGAGCGAGACGGACUCGGAGGAGGAGGACGGGGUGGCCCCUCCGCGGCCAGGCGUGGAGGAGGGGGCGGCCGCGGCCCGGGUCUCGGUCCAGGCUCCCCCGGAGCUGCUGGCCACCACAUUCCCCAUUAAGCUGGAGGACGUGGAAGGGAAGGAGGGCAUCAGCACCGAGACCAGCCAGGACGGGGAAGGAAGCUCCAGCGAAGGCGAGAUGAGGGUCAUGGACGAGGACAUCAUGGUGGAGUCAGGAGACGACUCGUGGGACCUCAUCACGUGCUACUGCCAGAAGCCGUUUGCCGGACGGCCCAUGAUCGAGUGCAACCAGUGCGGCACCUGGAUCCACCUCUCCUGCGCCAAGAUCAAGAAGACCAACGUCCCCGACAUCUUCUUCUGCCAGAAGUGCAAAGAAAGUUCUCGGAAGCAGCCGCUGCUGGCUCCCCCGCCCCCCACGGCUCUCGGCGCAACUGCGGCCCUCGCGUCCCGGGGAGGCGGGGAGCCCUAGCACAGGAGGGGUCGCGGCUCUCGGUUGGGCUUUCGUCCCGGAGAGGGAAAAGACUGGACGGAGCAGGAGGCCUGCUCCGGAUGGGGGCCCCCUUUGAGCCCCAGGGGCGGAAGACGAGGCGCUGGGCCCUGGAGGCAGUGACGACCCCAGCGCCUACGGAAAUAAUCGGCAGGCGCCGGCUCGGCCGCGUUCAGCCCCCGCCUUGGCUCCCCCUCCUGCCUGUGGGCCUGAUCCUGGCCCGCCUUCAUCUUCCGGGAAAGGCAGGGUGCCCUGAUGGCCGGGAAGGGGAGGGCCCUGCGCCCGCUGCUGGGCGGCCGGGGCCGGGGGAAGGGCUGCGGAGGGAGGACGGCGAAGCGGCCCGUCUUCUCUGGGCCCUUCUGCCGCCCCGCCCCGCCCCAGCGAAGCUUCUCUGUACAUAGAAGACAAAAGGGGGUUUGCUUCUCCCCUUCCCUGGGUGGGUCGGUUGGUGGUUUCCCGGUUGGGAGCCCUUUGAAAGGAAGUUUGUGCCCUCGUUUUCUGGCUCGUUCCUCCCGGGGCUGGGGGGGCCCCGGGGAGGAGGCCCCGCACGCCCGCGCCGCCUCGGUCAGGCCUUCGUGUUUCCGGAGGGGGCAGUUCCAUUUCGUUCCCGUUAAUACCGAGUCAUUAAAAAAAAAAAAAGCCAGGAGGAGAACAGGAGAGGCGGGAAGGCUCCUUCCUCCCGGCGUUGGCCCCCUCCGGGCGGCCCGGGAGGCCCUUUCCACUUCGCGGGGGGGAGGGGGCGGGCCCCGCGGCGCCCUCCCCGGUCCCGCCGUUUGUUUUAACAUUUGCAGAAGUGUACAUCGGAGAAUUUUCGACUGUAAAUAAAAAGACGUAGACCCUUUGGGAGUUUGUA
Candoia aspera is the source of this 2055-nucleotide messenger RNA. It is a transcript of the gene PHF23, whose product is annotated as PHD finger protein 23. Gene Ontology annotation, biological process: positive regulation of protein ubiquitination; negative regulation of autophagosome maturation; negative regulation of autophagosome assembly. Gene Ontology annotation, cellular component: nucleus. Lineage: Eukaryota; Metazoa; Chordata; Lepidosauria; Squamata; Candoiidae. The transcript has 5 exons. The coding region runs from base 108 to 1184 and encodes 358 amino acids. The record is from RefSeq and is a predicted model, not a curated record.